Molecule: messenger RNA, 1395 nt
Organism: Racocetra persica
Lineage: Eukaryota; Fungi; Glomeromycota; Glomeromycetes; Diversisporales; Gigasporaceae
Source: the annotation of a GenBank genome assembly
AUGUCUGUUGCAGAAUCUAAUGCAAGUAAAAAGCGAAAAGAAAGAUCUGCUAUCACUUUAGAAAAGAAGGUUGAGAUUAUUAAAAAGAGGGAAGAAAAUACAAAGUUAAGCCAUCAGGAUUUGGCAAACCAAUAUCAUGUUGAUAGGUCAACAAUAAGCAAUAUAUUGCGGGAUAAAGAUAAAUAUCUUCAAUUAUAUAAUACUACUCCUCAUGCACAACAACGUGUUCGCGUACAAAAAGGACAGUUUCACAUUAUUGAUGAGGCUGUAUAUAAGUUGUUUUUAGAAUUUCGUUCUCAGAAUGUUCCUGUUUCUCAGGAUAUACUCAAAACCAAAGCACUUUCUAUAUAUGAACGUCUUAAAGAUGGUGGUGUAGAAUUUCCAUCUACAUUUAAUGCAUCUAAUGGUUGGGUAUUUGGAUUUCAGCAGCGAUUUGGUAUUAGUUCCAAGACCAUAUCUGGUGAAAGCGAAUCAGCUGAUAAGGCUGCAGUUGAAAGUGGCCGACGUCGUUUUCAAGAAUUACUCAAGGACUAUCAUCCUGAUAAUAUUCUUAAUGCAGAUGAGACAGGUCUCUAUUUUCGUCUUGGGCCAGACAAAACACUUGCAUCAAAAAGUGAUGCUGCUAAAGGAUUUAAGAAAGAUAAGCAACGUCUCACUGUACUUUUUUGCUGUAAUGCAUCAGGUACACGAAAAUUUAAACCAUUCGUAAUUGGCAAAAGUGCACGACCACUAUGUAUGAAAACUACCAAUAUGUCUAAAUUACCUGUGCACUAUUCUAACAAUAAAACAGCAUGGAUGACUGAAACAAAAUGGGAAAAUUGGUUGAAAUGGUUGGAUAGUCAAGUUAAUCAGCCAACUAUUCUCUUAGCUGAUAAUUGUACUGCACACUCAAGCCCCAGGUUGCAAAAUAUUAAUGGAAAAUCCUUUGAGCCAAUUAAUGUUAAAGAAGCUAUUUAUUUAAUUUCUGAUGCAUGGAAACAAGUGUCGCUCAUGACGAUCGUUAAUUGUUGGAAUAAAACAAAAAUACUUCCAUUAGAAAUGGAUUUAACUGCUGAAACAAGUGAUAAUAAUGAUAUAGAUGAACUUGAGCAGGUGUUAGAAGAACUAGAAAUGUCAUACGAUUGUAUUAAAUUGUCAGCAGAGGAAUAUAUAAAUGUGGAUGAAGAAUUACAAACGAUGGAUACACCAACUGAAGAAUCUGUUGUCAGAGAUAUUCUUAAAGAGCAAGGUUUGGGAAAAAUAGCAUUGGAAGUUGCAAAAAAAUAUCUUGAGCAAUCACAAUUUGCUACUGAAGAUGAUAUUUAUUUGUUACGACAAAUAAUUAAAAAGGCAGAAAGUUAUUACCGAUCUAGCCUUAAACAAACAACUAUUGAUAAAUAUUUUAUUACUCAAUAG